AUGGUGCAGGAAGUGAAGAAAGAAAACUAUGAAUCGCAAACAGACGACAAAACCCGACGAGUUCAGGAAAAGAACUCAACGAGUUUUACAUCUGAUGAGAAAAAGAAUCCUCCAUUAAAACCGUACCAACCUCCCUCUCCAUUCCUAGGUCGAGCCAUACAAGAUAGGAAAAAUGAAGAAUAUGAGAAGUUUCUAGAGCACAUCAAGACCCUCCAAGUUAAUAUUCCAUUUAUUGAGGCAAUAGCUCAAAUGCCAAAGUAUGAAAGAUUCCUCAAAGAACUCCUCAAUAAUAGAAUGAAGAUUGAGGGAGUAUCAGAAGUUGUUUUAAACGAUAAUUGUUCAACUGCUAUGAUGAACAUACUACCGAAGAAGAUGGGGGACCUGGGGAGCUUCACUUUGCCAUGUCAAUUCCGGAAUUUGGCUACAUUUUACGCAUUGGCCGACUCGGGAGCUAGUGUGAAUAUUAUGCCAUAUUCAUUCUUCAAAAAGUUAAACCUUCCGGAACCAAAACCCAUUCAUAUGGCAAUUCAUCUAGCUAACAAGACGGUGACAUAUCUAAGGGGAAUAUGCAAAGAUCUUCUGGUCAAAGUUGACAAAUCAGUGUUCCCUACUGAUUUUAUAAUCUUAGAUAUGGAAGAGGACCACCGAGUCCCGAUUAUCCUUGGGAGACCGUUUCUAAACACCGCCUGUGUUAUCGUUGAGUGGGGGAUGAUUCUGUCACAUUUGGAGUCGAUCAAGCGGUAA
Lactuca sativa (garden lettuce) is the source of this 744-nucleotide messenger RNA. RefSeq lists its product as uncharacterized. NCBI's taxonomy places the organism in Eukaryota, Viridiplantae, Streptophyta, Magnoliopsida, Asterales, Asteraceae. Gene Ontology annotation, molecular function: aspartic-type endopeptidase activity. Gene Ontology annotation, biological process: proteolysis. The record is from RefSeq and is a predicted model, not a curated record.